Messenger RNA from Linepithema humile (Argentine ant), 748 nucleotides. The record is from RefSeq and is a predicted model, not a curated record. Lineage: Eukaryota; Metazoa; Arthropoda; Insecta; Hymenoptera; Formicidae.
GCGCUGGCAACUGCAGAGCUACCACAAUCGCUGCGAUAAAAAUUCGAAACCACGCGACGGAAUGCAAAAGGAUAUCUUUCUCAAUACACAAAGUUCUCGUUUGUGAGCAGAGAUUAGGUUAGAUCACACUAAAGUGCUAUUUAUGGAUGAAUGGACUGAAUAAUCGAACGAAAGAUACACUGAAUUGGAUAUAAUAAUUGCCUACAAUUUAAAAUAUGAUAAAAUGCCAGAAGACACAGAUAUAAAAGUUAAUGUUGAAUAUUGUGGCUCAUGUGGACACAAGAAACAAUUCCUUCAGCUGGCAGAGGAAAUUAAGAAAAAUGUUCCCGAUGCCACUGUUACUGGUACAGCGGGAAGGCGAGGAUCUUUUGAGGUGGAUGUCAAUGAUGAACAGGUAUACUCAAAGCUUCAAACUCUAGCCUUUCCUGAUUUCGCUGCAGUUGCGGAUAUGGUCAAAGAUGUAUCUGCAGGAAAACCGAUAAGAAAAAUUGACCAACAACAAGCUGUGGAUUGCGUUUUGUUGUAAGCACGUUUUAUUAUAAAUCAGGUAUGAUUCAUUUUAUCAAUAUUUCUUGUAUAAAAAUGAACUUGACUAUUUACUAUAAGUGUAUAUGGUCUACUAAGUACUUCAUAGAACAUGUCAGAUUUGUUGCUUGUUUAUGGUAAAAAUUUCAACGUGUAUUUAAUUAGUCACUCAUUUAGAGAUUAUUUACUCAGGAAUAAUAAAUGCAAUCACCAAUCUUAAGUA